Messenger RNA from Knipowitschia caucasica, 690 nucleotides. NCBI's taxonomy places the organism in Eukaryota, Metazoa, Chordata, Actinopteri, Gobiiformes, Gobiidae. The record is from the annotation of a GenBank genome assembly.
AUGCAGUGGUGCCGGUGGGCAGGUGGCUGGAGCACACGCAGACAGUCUGCUGAGCUGGAGCUUGAGGAUUCUUUCGACUUUCUUUUUAAAAUCAUCCUGGUGGGGGAUUCGAAUGUUGGAAAAACCUGUGUGGUGCAAAGCUUCAAGUCUGGAAUUUUUAUUGAGAAGCAACAAAACACUAUCGGAGUUGACUUCACUGUUCGGACACUCGACAUCGAUGGAAAGAAAGUGAAGCUGCAGGUGUGGGACACUGCUGGUCAGGAGCGCUUUCGGACCAUCACCCAGAGUUACUACCGCAGCGCUCAUGGGGCGAUGGUCACUUAUGACAUCACACGGCGCUCUACGUUCGAAUCCGUCUGUCAUUGGAUCAGAGAAGUGGAGCAAUAUGGAGCUGCCAGUGUCAUCGUCAUUCUGAUAGGCAACAAGUCGGACCUCCACACCAAUAGACAGGUGUUAUUUGAGGAUGCGUGCACACUUGCAGAGAAGCACGGUGCACUGGCCGCUCUGGAAACCUCAGCCAAAGCCGCGCAGAACAUUGAGGCAGCCUUUGUCCUCAUGGCCAGAGAGCUGAUGGCCAGGACCGGUGUGACGGUCAUAGACGAGAGCUCCCUGGAGGCUCCGCACUUCACCUUGAACAGUUCUCACACAGUCCACGGGGCCCUUACGCCUGAGAGGAACUGUAAAUGCUGA